Molecule: messenger RNA, 3423 nt
Organism: Nicrophorus vespilloides
Lineage: Eukaryota; Metazoa; Arthropoda; Insecta; Coleoptera; Silphidae
Gene: siz
Product: IQ motif and SEC7 domain-containing protein 1
Exons: 7
Coding region: 473-3253 (926 amino acids)
Biological process (GO): actin cytoskeleton organization; regulation of ARF protein signal transduction
Molecular function (GO): guanyl-nucleotide exchange factor activity
Source: RefSeq, a predicted model, not a curated record
GCUCUGUGCCACUCUAGGUUUUCAUUCGAGCGAAGUAGUCGGAACGGGAGCAGUUCAAAUGCAGUGGGCGCGAAAGCCGUGGUCGUCUAGUGGCUCCUCACACAACUAAUCAAAAAUAAAAUGGCCCGAACGUCAUAAAUAUAAGAUUAUUGUUUGUGUUCAAUGGACAGCUGAUAAUUUAGAACAGUUCACAGAGGUUACAGCGGAGGCAAACUUUUUUGUCGGCUAUUUUGGCCGUUUUCUGCAGCAUGUUUAGGCGAAUUAAAAUUUGGACAGUGCCAUAGAUAACAAAACGUAGGAGAAUAUCGUAGUGUUCGUAUGUGCGUGCGUCCGUUAAUAUUUUGUGUAUCCUGUGAAUUGUUAGCAGUUGUUAUUUCGUUUGUUUUUAUGCACAUUGGAACAUAGAGGUAUAUAUUUGUACAAGAAAGGGGCAAAAUUUCGUGACAAUAACAGUGGGAGUCCCAUUUAAACAAUGGCUGGGGAAGAAGCAGCAGCAGCAGACAUGCACUCUCAGCUGGCUCAUAAGGAUGUCAUCAUCCGGGAACAGAGAGAGCACCUGGUGCGGCUGAAGAGAGAACUUGAAGGGCUCGCCAGCGAACGAGACCUUCUGCUCUGUGAGAACAGCAAUCUACGAUUCGAACUGGAGAUGAUGGAACUAAAACGUCUGCAAGAUGAAGGUUUUCCUCCAAAAAUGGAACGACCCCAAAUCGCAUCAUCGUUGGGGACGGUGCAUGUACAGGAGCAAACAUACAUCCAGGCACCGUCAUACGUUCAAACUCAAAACUAUUCGCAGUGCUCCACGCCGAAUCAAAUGUACUCACGAUCCUCCCCAAAUAGCAGCUCAGGCUACGUUUCCGUAGCACAGCCCUUGCAUAAGAAGGGAUCGCUGCGAAAUGGUGACAUCCUGAAGAGAUCGCGUGUCCAAACUUCCACACGACCACUUCGUUCCAGAUAUGAGUUGUCUCAGGAUAUAUUAGACAAACAGAUUGAAGUGUUGGAGAGGAAAUAUGGGGGAGUCAAGGCUCGAAACGCGGCACUCACAAUUCAAAGAGCUUUCAGAAGAUACACACUCAUUAAAAAGUUUGCAUCUAUAACGGCUAUGGCCAAAGCGGAGAAGCGGAUUAGUCGGCGCAUUCAAAAUAAUGGAGACGAUGUCAGAAGCACGAUUGGCGACAAUGACCAGUGCGAAGGAGAAUACAUGAGAAACUUCGACAAUGGUCAUGAAUGUGGUACAAUAAGGGCUCUUCCGAUGCGAUCAAUGUCUCUUCGCGAAAGAAGAAACGUAGAUAAUAUUUCAAUCCCUCGCAGCCAGUCGGGCACACCGACUGUUUGUUGGGAGAACUACUCACAACAUUUGCACCUGCCAAAUUACUAUUCCGUAUCAGAAGGUGGUAAGGAUUCCCACAGUUUGCAACCCGUUAGCAGUCCUAGCAGUUGUAGCACUCCCCAAGGAAGCAAUAACGGCUACGUCCGUUCGCGCAGCAGCUUGAGCAACCGAAAAGUUCCUCCAGAAGUCCCAAAACGUACGUCCAGUAUCUCGUCCAGAUCGGUAGAUCCUAGACAUCACAGGUCAAACGGCCUGAGCAAAAGCACGGAGAAUGGCUCGCUCUCGAGCGUUCAAAGCUCAGGAAGCGACAGCAGCAUAUCUACUGAUCGAAUACAAUGCGGUGACUAUCCGUCGUCGCCAGUUUGGAAGCGCAAAGGUGGCCAUCACCAAGAGUACGCUGAACCAACAUUGGAAACUAGUCUCGGCAACAUUUCAAACCCGGAACAGCCGCAACCUACCAGUUACAAAAUAUCGGAAACUGUACGGAAACGACAAUAUCGUGUUGGCUUGAACCUGUUUAAUAAGAAGCCGGAUAGAGGCAUUACUUACUUGAUAAGGCGUGUAUUCUUGGAAAAUACACCGACAGGAGUGGCUAGAUUCUUGAUCAGUAGGAAAGGCCUGAGUAAGCAGAUGAUCGGCGAGUAUUUGGGCAACUUACAGAGUCCAUUCUGUAUGGCUGUACUGGAAUGCUUCGCUCUAGAAUUGGAUUUGUCAGGUAUGCAGGUCGAUGUCGCCCUCCGUAAAUUCCAGCAAUACUUCAGAAUGCCCGGAGAGGCUCAGAAAAUUGAGCGACUCAUGGAAGUUUUCUCGCAGAGAUACUGCCAAUGUAACGUAGACAUUGUAGCAAGGUUACGCUCACCUGACACGAUAUUUGUGUUAGCGUUCGCUAUUAUAAUGCUCAACACCGAUCUGCAUACUCCUAGUAUUAAGUCCGAGCGUAGAAUGAGGGUGGAAGAUUUCAUCAAAAACUUGCGCGGAAUCGACGACUGUGGUGAUAUAGAUAGUGAUAUGUUAGUUGGUAUUUAUGACAGGGUGAAGGCGAACGAAUUUAAACCAGGUUCGGAUCAUGUAACGCAAGUGAUGAAAGUCCAAGCGACGAUCGUCGGCAAGAAACCAAAUAUGGCUCUUCCACAUCGAAGACUAGUCUGUUAUUGUAGACUGUAUGAAAUCCCAGAUACGAAUAAGAAGGAGCGUCCUGGUGUUCAUCAGCGAGAGGUAUUCCUUUUCAAUGACCUCCUGGUGAUCACCAAAAUUUUAAGUAAGAAGAAAUCGUCAGUCACAUACACCUUUAGAAAUAGUUACCCGCUUUGUGGUAUGGUCGUUUCUUUAUUCGAAAAGCCACAUUACCCAUUCGGAAUUCGUCUCUCGCAAAAGGUUGAUGGUAAAGUGCUAGUUACGUUUAAUGCUAGGAACGAGCACGAUCGUUGCAAAUUUGCUGAAGAUUUGAAGGAAUCCGUUAGUGAAAUGGACGAAAUGGAGAAUCUGCGCAUUGAAGCAGAAUUAGAACGCCAAAAAUCUAGUCGAGGUAAUAAUAGAACAGGUACCGAGAACCGGGAUAGUGGUGUCGCCGACGUGGAGGCUUUCCAGUGUCAAUGUCCAUGUGCCCAAACUCCUGGAGCUGGGCCUAGCGAGGGAACGUCAGAGGAAAUGGGUCACGAAACGCAGAUUAAACGGUCUGCGCUGAGCAACUCCUUGCUAGACAUCCAUGAACAAUUUACAGGAGAGAAGGCGCAACGUCGCGGAAGUGUAGGUUCCCUGGACAGCGGUAUGUCCGUAUCCUUCCAAUCGACAUCAGCCAGCACAUGUUCGCGAUCAGAUAAGAUGAACAGCAAAGGCAAACCAGUCUACUACCAGCAUUCGUUCCUCAGUGGGCUAUUCAACAAGAAGCAGCAACCAUGCAUCGUGGCCAAAUCUACCGAAGUCUAAAACCGGAGAGAUUGCAAAAUUGUACCCGUGGAGCUCAGGUGCUCAGAUAGUAAAAAUCUAAUAUCUAAUGCUCAUAUUGUUUGAACAGAUGAUACGUAUCGAAAACUAAAAAAACAGCAAGCAAAAAUUAGAUUUAAAAUAAUACAAAUAAAAGUAAUAAUUCGGUGCUG